This is a messenger RNA of Triticum turgidum subsp. durum (durum wheat), 1098 nucleotides long. The record is from the annotation of a GenBank genome assembly. NCBI's taxonomy places the organism in Eukaryota, Viridiplantae, Streptophyta, Magnoliopsida, Poales, Poaceae.
AUGUCCGAGGAGUGCGUCCGCAUAGUGCCCGCGCUCACCAAUAUCCUCUCAGGGCUAAAGGACACGACAAGGCUGGUGGCGUUCGUCGCCGACCUCUUCGGGGCCGACUCCUUCGACGCCGCGGUGGCCGCCGGCGUGGCGAGGCGGUGCCUCUUCUUCCCGACCAACCUCCACGUGCUCACCCUCAUCCUCCACCUCCCGGAGCUGGACGCCUCAAUCCCCGGCGAGUUCCGAGACCUCGCGGAGCCCGUCAGGCUGCCCGGCUGCGUGCCCAUACCGGGGCCCGACAUCCUCUCGCCGCUCCAGGACAAGUCCAACCCCUGCUACCGCUGGAUGGUGCACCACGGCCGGCGCUACCGCGACGCCGAGGCCAUCCUCGUCAACUCCUUCGACGCCGUCGAGCCGGACGCCGCGCGGAAUCUCCGUACACCACAACCCGGCCGCCCUCCGGUGUACACCAUCGGCCCGCUCAUAAAGACCGACGCCGCCGACGCCACGGAUGACAAAAAAGAGCCGCGCGCGGCGUGCCUUGACUGGCUCGACCGGCAGCCGCCGAAGUCGGUCAUCUUCGUCUCCUUCGGCUCCGGCGGCUCGCUUCCGGCGGAGCAGAUGCGGGAGCUGGCGCUGGGGCUGGAGCAGAGCGGACAACGCUUCCUAUGGGUGGUGCGGAGCCCGAGCGACGAGGGCGCCGUGAACGCCAACUACUACGACGCGGAGAGCAAGAGGGACCCGCUGCCCUACCUCCCACAGGGGUUCGUCGAGCGCACCAAGGAGGUAGGCCUCCUCGUGCCGUCGUGGGCCCCGCAGAUAAAGGUGCUGGCCCACGAGGCCACGGGGGGCUUCCUAGUGCACUGCGGGUGGAACUCGGUGCUGGAGAGCCUGGCGCACGGCGUGCCGAUGGUCGCGUGGCCCCUCUUCGCCGAGCAGCGGCAGAACGCGGUGGUGCUGAGCGAGGGGGUCGAGGGCAAGGGCGCUGAGGUGCGGGCCAAGGUGGCGGAGCUGCGGAAGGCGGCGGCGGCGGGCCUCUGCGAGGGGGGCGCCGCCACGACGGCGCUGGACGAGGUGGUGCGCAAGUGGACAGGUGGCGGGGACGAGUAG